ACCUUGCUGGAUGGAGUAAAAAGAAAUUCAUGAACAAUAAGACGAUUGGCAAUAACUCACCGUCAAGUACUAAAAUUAAAGAAUCUCAUAUUUCCUCUGCAAACAAACAGUCUGGGAAGAAACUCAAGAGUAACAACAGUAGUUUGUUCAAUAGUCACAGUAAUCAUACAUAUUAUAAGAAUAGUAGCAUAAAACCACUUUCAAAACAUUCUCCAGUAUCUGUUUGGGAUGUUGAUACUUUCGAUAGCCUUGGAGAUAAUGGUUUUAUUAGCAAUGAUGAUUAUUUCACAAUGUCUUCGAUUUCUAACAAGAGACCAGAUGGAAAGAGGGCUAGAAGUGGUUAUUUGUGA
Messenger RNA from Racocetra fulgida, 350 nucleotides. Lineage: Eukaryota; Fungi; Glomeromycota; Glomeromycetes; Diversisporales; Gigasporaceae. The record is from the annotation of a GenBank genome assembly.